This is a messenger RNA of Sycon ciliatum, 6477 nucleotides long. RefSeq lists its product as uncharacterized. The coding region runs from base 44 to 3136 and encodes 1030 amino acids. The record is from RefSeq and is a predicted model, not a curated record. The transcript has 12 exons. Lineage: Eukaryota; Metazoa; Porifera; Calcarea; Leucosolenida; Sycettidae.
GAUUAGCAGUUCCAAAAAUCUGGCACAGGCCAGACUUCGCAAUAUGAGUAGUCGUUCUCCGACGUCUACCAGUGAUCAUGUCCAGGUUCAUCAUGCUGCGUCGGCUAGUGUCGACUACCCUGUCGCAGGUCCGCUCAUGACCACAUCAUCACCAACACAGUCAAGUCCAAGGAGGUCGUCGCUACCCGAUGCAGUUGUCAGGUUUGCAGAGAUGCUGAAGAAACGCUACGUUGGUGCUAAGGUACUGUUGGGCAAGGGUAUGUGCGCUAAACCGAACAGACGAGCGCUAGAUAAGAUGUUUGUGAAUGUCGUUGUCAUACCUCGUGAAGACCUGGCAUCACUGAAUGAACAAACAUUCUUCGGUUCGCAAAGCGAUGUGCAGAAGUUGAGCCAUGUCUUCUCGCGGGUUGCGGACAAAGUGCAGCACGUGCAACUGGCCAAUAUGUUUGACUUUGACGGGGAAGACAUUGAUGAAGACGAAUCAGUUCGUGUAUUGGCUGUUGCAUGUGCUGGCGCUGGCAAAACGACCAUAUUCGUGUUGAAAGGUCCGCUGGACUGGGCAAGAGGUUUAAUGUGGCACGAGUUUGACAUUGUGAGUGCGUUAGCAUUGCGUGAUGCAAGUGUUCGACAUGCCAGAAAUGUUGUUGAUCUGUUACAGCUAGAGCGCUAUGGAAUUGUAGAUGUGGAGGAGCAAAAAGAAAUUGCUUCCUUUGUUCAUGCCAAUCUGAAACAUGUGUGUGUGAUUCUGGAUGGGUUGGAUGAAACUGUGCUUGGUGACUGCAGUGAUUUUGUGCGUGGCAUUAUUCGUGGUGAGGAGUUGAAAGGCAUUCGACUGCUUCUCACGUCACGCCAUUCUGCAGAAGUGAUGAAACUGGCUGUUUCAUGUCCAUUUGAUAGGCGGGUUGAAGUACUGGGUUUCACCAAAGGCAAUGUUCGCGAGUAUGUGAACAAUGCUCUCCCAUGCGCAGAGGCUAGCAGGCUACUAGAGAAGGUGGAUGCUGAUCCCAGCCUCUCAGCUAUUAUGCAAACACCUUACUUCACACAGUCGACGUGUGAUGUGUUUCGUAGUUGUGGCUCUGUACCUUCAUCACUGUUUGGUAUCUUCAUGUCGUUGAUACUGAGUAUGAUUCGACAGAACACUGAGAGUGCGUAUCCAGACUGGGUGUCUGUGCCACGCUUGCUGCAGGAGCAAAUUCUUGAGUUGGGUCAUUUUGCUUUUGUAUCGUUAAUGAAAAAGAAGGUAGUGUUCAGUGAUUCUGAUCUAGAUGCAGAGCAGGUUUCUAGAGAAAGUCGAUCACUUGGUGUUCUUGUAGCUUGUGAGUCACUGUCAUACCCGUCCAUCACUCAAUGGCAAUUCAGCCAUCUUUCAGUGCAAGAAUGUCUUGCUUCUCUUUACAUGGCAUCCACUAAUCCUGAUGCCAGUGAUGUAGAAUAUUUGGUGAGGCAAGUAGGAGCUCUGACGGGUCACUUGAGCACAUUUUGGUGUCUUCUUGCAUCACAACUGACAGCGGUCAGCAGAGAGUCGUUGAUUGCAUCCAUUCUCACACAGCGUAUCCCUGAUAAAGAGGAUGUGAACAAGCUGACAUCAUGUUGCGAUGUGACAAAGUUUCUUCGCUGCUUCGAAGAUGAUCUUCUUGAGGUGGUAGAGUUGCUAUGUGGGCAUCUUGAUGAGGCAGCAGUGCAGAGUUUAGCAAGGUGUCUUCUUAAAGAUCUACUGCCAGACAAUGUGAGUGUGGCACAGGCCAUUGAAGAAGUUCUUCCUCACUCUUUCUCGUCGUCUUUGUACGACGUAGUUCAUGCUCUUUUGCAGCUGUGGCGUCGCAAAGUCCCCCGUGCCAGUAUGAGAAUACUGUGCACUGCCUUGAAGUCUAUCAACCCGCAUGUAUCCAACUGUCUCCACCAGUAUCUUGUAUCGAAACGCACGGAAGACUCACAGGCUGCAGAACUUCUUUCUUCAGCUGCGACAGACAGCUCUGUGCAUUCUGUCAUGACUGUUCCACCAACGGAGUCGGCAUCGUCAGCUGACUUGCUACGUGAAGUAUUGACUCCAGUUCGCCGCCAAUUGUUGUUACUGGCUUGCCGUGUGUAUGCACAGCCCAGUGCAGACACAGACAACAUGACCAGCUGUAGUCAGUCACCUUCACCUAGUCUAGAACUAGCCUUCGAACAUUAUGGCUUUGAUUUCACGAACGUGGCUGUCUCGCCCGCUGACUGUCAUCUUCUUUCGUUAGUACUGAGGAAUCACAGUAGAUCUGUCAGUGCUGUGUGUCUGAAUGAUUGUCAGAUUACUGAUGAUGGUUUUGAGCAACUCACUACUGGUCUAACUCAUUGUCAUGGGCUGGCUAAGUUCUCUCUCCCAAACAAUGCACUGACUGACCGUUCUGUGGCACGUAUCCAUAGUGUUAUCUGUGAAAACCACACAGCUCUUCAAGAACUUUCCUUAAAGAAUUUGCAGCUGACAUCAUCUGGCUAUGCUCAGCUGGUACCCGCAGUGCUCACAUGUCAUGACCUGGUGUACCUGUCCAUAGGUAGUGUGUCCUGUCAGGAUAUCAAAACUAAUGUUCUCAUAGCUAUCACCGUGCUGGCUUACUGUAAGUCUCUUACAAGUCCCUGGUUUUACUUCCCGAUCGGUGAUGAUGGUCUUGGUCUGCUUUCUGAGCUGCUGACAGGACGGCCAUUUCGUUACAUGGCCUUCAUGCAUGCGAUGCUCACACCACACAGCACUUGGGUUGUCAAACACGUUCUUCGUGUGCACUCUCAGUACCUUGCAGUGCUUAACUUGAGCUACAAUGAUCUUUCUGACAUGUUUCUGUGCAGCAUUGCACCAUGUCUGAAGCAGUGUAAAUCACUGAAGACACUGGCGCUCUCAGAAACAGGCCUUACAUCACAGUCACUUCCGGUACUCGCUGAAAUUGUGUCUUCUUGUCCUGAUCUCCAGCUUGUUGGUCUGCAUGGGAAUGACUUUCAAGCGGAGAAUGACGAGGGCAGUAGGCAGUUUGCAUCAGCUGUAUAUGAAUGUCAAAACCUUGCGGUCCUUUCAGUACCAAAGCGAGAGUUAGUGAAUGAUCAGCUAUGGAGAUUACUUGACUUUGUUGCAGGCGAGAGAGCAGGUCAACUGCGGAUUCAUUGCUGUUGACAUUGUUGGGCAUAACCAACAGUGAAGAUAACGUGUAUAUGCGCAGUGGAAGGAAUGCUAUCGCUUGUCAGACAUGUAAACACUAGACACAGAGAUGAACAUUAUUUCUAUAAUACACUGGUCAUGUGAUGUCAUGUUGAACCACUGCUGGUGGUCAUGUGAUGUCAUGUUGAACCACUGCUGGUGGUCAUGUGAUGUCAUGUUGAACCACUGCUGGAAUGGUUACUACUGUACAUGGUAUUGAUCAGGGAAGUUGAGGAAGAGAGGGAGAGUGGAGCAGGACGAUAUAUGACACUGCAGUUGUGUCUGUUGGUGAAAACACUUGCCACACACACAUGCUGUGCGGAAGCCUGCUCGUUCAGUAGAAGUUGGUGGCUUGUCUGUCCGGGAGCCCCGAUGGUGGUUCAGCACGUUCUAUUCAUAAGGUGAACAUGUGAUCAUGUGAUGAAAUACUUUAUUUUUAUGAACACUGUCUCACCAUUUCACAUUUUUGUGGCAGUUGUCACAUUUCUAUUCCAUCACUUGACUAUGGUAUUUUAUGCCUGUGACAUCACAUGCCUAUGAUGUCAUAAUAACUAUGUUGUCGCUUCAUCAUCCUCGGCGAUUCCUCGCACUCUGGCCACGGCUAUGUGGUAGCCUGACUAUGACAUCACCAGACGUCAUUGUGACACGACUAUGACAUCAUAAUGUGUUAGAAUUAUUUUUAGUUUGAGUACCGUAUAUAAUGAGAUAAUUAUGUUCUGAGUUCAGUGAGUAUAUUGGACAUUGGAGCAGAAACUGGUGGUACGGAUGUUACGCACUGACGUUGAUCGGGCUCAGCAGUCACCUAACUGGAGAGUGAAAAGAGUGAAAGAUUUUCAGAGAUCUCAGCGUACUGGCUGUUCUCUGUGAUUCCUCCGCGGUCAUGAAGCAAAGCUGAGUGGCAUUCAGUAGCAUUCGUCUGCCGGGGAAAAUCACAGGAUUGGAGGGCAAAGAUGGUGGUAGUUGUGUGCCGAACGCUCUAAUGCAAGUAUUUCUGCCAGAAGACUGGAGUGAAGUGAUGUGUGGCUCAGUCCCCAGCCGCAGUGGAGCCGUGUUGUGGCGCGCACUGUGCGUCCUGCGGCUGCUGCUUCCGUUCGGUCUAGGGCAGGAAUAGACACCGCUGUUCAGGUUCUCCCCCGGCCAUACGUCAGUCUCGGGGAAACAGUCGUAGGUGACCUGAAUCCCGGCGACCUCUCGUUGUGUCCCGGACGCCGUGGGACGGCAUUCUCCUCUUCUCUCAGUCUCGUGGAAACAGUCGUAGGUGACCUGAAUCCCGGCGACCUUUCGUUGUGUCCUGGACGCCGUGGGACGGCAUUCUCCUUCUCUGCUCCUCCGGGCCGACGUGACCCUUGUGGCAGUGGCUCGAUAGGACAGGACAGGACAGCUAUUGUUGAUGUUGUUGGUGAUUCAGAGGAGGUGAUUUCUCGGUGGCAUUCAGUAGCAUUCGUCUGCUGGGGAAAAUCACAGGAUUGGAGGGCAAAGAUGGUGGUAGUUGUGUGCCGAACGCUCUAAUGCAAGUAUAUCUGCCAGAAGACUGGAGUGAAGUGAAUAUGUUUGUGUUAUCGUAUCAACAGCAGAGCGGUCGUCCUGGUAUUACUGUAGCUGUGUAGCAGAUGGAUCUGACUACUACAAGUGUGUGGCUCAGUCCCCAGCCGCAGUGGAGGCGUGUUGUGGCGCGCACUGUGCGUCCUGCGGCCGCUGCUUGCGUUCGGUCCAGGGUAGGAAUAGACACCUUUGCUCAGGUUCUCCCCCGGCCAUACCUCAGUCUUGGGGUAACAGUCGUAGGUGACCUGAAUCCUGGUGACUCGUUGUGUCCUGGACGCCGUGGGACGGCGUUCUCCUCUUCUCUCUCCGUUGCUACUCCAGGCCCACGUGACCCGUGUGGCAGUGGUUCGAUAGGACAGGACAGGACAGUGUCUAUCGCAGAUAGCGUUGCCAGUGUCUCUACUGUUACUGCUGCUUUCUCCAUGGUCAGCUGUGCUGAACAGUGAUCCAUUACGUGUGUGUCAGCGAGUGCUCAGAUGAUGGGCAGAAAUCUGGAUGGCAGAGCUGUGUCUUAGUAAGGGGGAUUAUCCGCAGUGGCGGCGUGGUUGUUCAUAUUGAAGCGGGUUGUUCUGUCAUGGUCUCCAUAUGCAAAGUGAUCUGUUGGUUGAUGGACGGAUGCCGGGAUGGUUCAGAUUUGAAAGUUGCAGUUGCUGGUCGAGUUGCUGAGAGGGUGAUGCUGCUAUGAUAGAGAUCAUGACUCAUGGUAUUGUCAGUAGCUGUACUAUUCCUCUGCUUCAUCUCUGGUCCUGGGGAACAGGAAUCAGAUGUAUGCAGAUCAGUGAGGUUUCUGAUGACGUACACAUACCUGGAUGAUAUUGCUGCAAUGCAGAAAGGUGCUUCUGCCAUGGUUUCGCAGGACAACUUCUAGUUGUGGAAAUGAUUUGUUUGGGUGACUGAACAGAAGACUGGAUGGUUCAUAUUGGAAAGGUGCUGUUGUUAUGGUUACCUGUGUUGUGGAUGAUGAGGUUGCUGGUGUAGGAGACCUGAACAUUACUGGCUACUGUUCAUUACUAGAAGAAUGCAGAGGAUUGUCAAGAUGUACAUUGUACAUGUCUAUCUGUUCAGACAGUACACAAGGUGAAUGAAGAUGGAACAUAUCCAUUUCAUCAAUAAUUGUUCUCUUCUCAAUUGUUUUUAUUUUGGUCUUGAAACUUCUACCUUCCUUGUCGGAAAAGUAACGUUGUCCCCCCCCCCCUCCCACCCCCUCCCUUAUCACCCCUCCCCCUUAUCAUCCCUCCUCCUCCCCCCUCCCUUAUCACCCCUCCCCCUCCCCCUUAUCACCCCUCCCCCUUUAUCCUUCCCCAACCACACAUAUCAUUGUAUAUUUUAAAUUUUACACACCGCUAGGCCAGGCAAGUUUUCAUGAUAUUUUCUUGCGGUAAUAACUGCUGGUGACUACUUCAAUUUCACUAGAGAAAUGAAAAGACCAUGGUUUACCGGUACUUGCUCUGUGUGUUUGUUCAUGAUCACAUUCAUACACAAAUACUCGUCUGCGUAUCCAUGUUGCACUAUUAUAACUACUGGCCUCGUUUUUGCUGCUGUCCAUGCAAUGGACUACAUAAAAUUAUUAUUUUCCACUGCAUUCUGCACCCGUUUUCUUCCUACUGUUUCCCAUAACUCAGGUGAUAUGUUAUUACCAGUGAUGUGUUUGACUACUUCUCUUGCCACAUAUAGCUGAUACUAGUGAUAGUAAAACUGGAUGUUGUUCUCCAAUUCAUGACUGUAUAUUAUUAUCAUUAAACUGAGUACGGUACUCGAGUACUUGUGUAGUUCAA